AUGAGUUGGAGUCGCCAUAAGACUCCUACAGAGAUCCGUAGUUUCCUUGGGUUGGGGGGUUACUACCGGAGAUUCAUUGAAGGGUUCUCUAGUAUUGCUUCGCCUUUGACCAAGUUGACCAACAAGGAUAUUCAGUUUGUGUGGACUGAAGAAUGUGAGAAGACAUUCAAUGAGCUGAAUACUAGAUUGAUUACGGCUCCAGUGUUGACAAUUCACACUAGCAGGGGUGAUUCUGGCAUUUAUAGUGAUGCUUCUAACCAACGUUUGGGGUGUGUAUUGAUGCAGGAUGGCAGUGUAGUUGCUUACGGCUCAAGUCUCAAUUAG
Molecule: messenger RNA, 324 nt
Organism: Argentina anserina (silverweed cinquefoil)
Lineage: Eukaryota; Viridiplantae; Streptophyta; Magnoliopsida; Rosales; Rosaceae
Exons: 1
Coding region: 1-324 (107 amino acids)
Source: RefSeq, a predicted model, not a curated record